Messenger RNA from Eucalyptus grandis, 2283 nucleotides. Its product is annotated as indole-3-pyruvate monooxygenase YUCCA6. Bases 580 to 1872 code for a protein of 430 amino acids. Gene Ontology annotation, molecular function: NADP binding; flavin adenine dinucleotide binding; N,N-dimethylaniline monooxygenase activity. Lineage: Eukaryota; Viridiplantae; Streptophyta; Magnoliopsida; Myrtales; Myrtaceae. The transcript is spliced from 4 exons. The record is from RefSeq and is a predicted model, not a curated record. Gene Ontology annotation, biological process: auxin biosynthetic process.
UCUCUCUCUCUCUCUCUCUCUUCUCUCUCUCUCUCUCUCUUCUCUCUUCCCUCUCUUCUCUCUCUGUUGAAUGCUGAUUUAUUAGUCCCGUAGCCUUCGCUCAUUCCUCCGCUUAACCCUCCAUUGAAACGAUAAACAGAUUUUCAUACAAAACUCAUAUUACUCACAAGUGGAUAAGAACCCCGCCUUCCUUCUUCAAUAUCCACUCCAAAUUUCAAGGACUACGUAGCCUUGAAUCUCCUUGUUAUAGAUAAGAGGGUCGAUCAGAUCAUCCAAUUUUUAUUUUUAUUUUUUUUGGUUUUUUUGGCUUUCAUUGUUCGGCCUUCCAAAUCUCAAUAUCUCUUUGCGGGAUACCUAAUUACACUCUUCAUCAUCAACAACACGUUUUUCAGCCAAAUGGGUUUUCUUCACCUCUUCUUCUCUCCCUAACAAACUCUUCUUUCCGGCAGUUGAAGCAGCAGAAAGAAUUCCACUUCAAACCCAUUUUUCUUUUAGAUUUUGUAUUUGGAUAAACUGUCGUAAGCAGCUGCUGCUGCUGCUGCUGUUGCUGCGGCUGUUGCUGCGGCUAGUGUUUGUUUGAUGGACUUCUCAAGAGAGAUCGAAGGGAAGCAAUUGCAUGAUCCGCUCUAUGCCAACUGGAGAAUGAGCAGGCGUUUCGGCGACUGCGUGCAAGUUUCCGGCCCCAUAAUAGUUGGCGCGGGGCCCUCGGGGCUCGCCGUGGCAGCAUGCCUCAAUCAGAGGGGUAUCAGGAGCAUAAUCCUAGAGAAAUCCGAUUGCAUAGCCUCACUAUGGCAAAGGAAGACCUACGGCCGCCUCCGGCUCCACCUGCCAAAGCAGUUCUGUGAGCUCCCGAUGAUGGGGUUCCCCCCGGCAUCCCCAACAUACCCGGACAAGCGGGAGUUCGUAAAGUACCUCGAGGACUAUGCAAAGCGCUUCGGCAUCCGGCCGCAGUUCAACGAGACGGUGGAGGCUGCAGAGUAUGACGGGGAGAUUGGGCAGUGGCGGGUGAGGAGCAUGGGGCCGAAGGAGGGGGAGAAGACAGAGUACGUGUGCCAGUGGCUGGUGGUGGCGACAGGGGAGAAUGCGGAGCCGGUGGUGCCAGAAAUAGAGGGGAUGGAGGGCUUUGGGGGGCCCAUAAAGCACACGAGCAUGUAUAGCAGCGGGGAGGAGUUCAGAGGGAAGAGGGUGUUGGUGGUCGGGUGUGGGAAUUCAGGGAUGGAGGUGUGUUUGGAUUUGUGCAACCACAAUGCCAUGCCUUCCUUGGUGGUCAGAGACACUGUGCACGUCCUACCACGAGAUGUGCUGGGGAAAUCGACUUUUGGGUUGUCCAUGUGGUUGCUCAAGUGGCUGCCCAUGCGCCUUGUCGACCAGCUCUUGCUCCUCGCCGCUUGGGUCAUGCUCGGAGACACGGCCCGGCUGGGCCUGAAGCGGCCGAAGGUGGGCCCUCUCGAGCUCAAGAAUUUGAACGGCAAGACUCCGGUAUUAGAUGUUGGGACACUGGCCAAGAUCAAAAGUGGAGACAUUAAGGUAUAUCCCGGAAUCAGACGGUUGAAUCCCCACGAAGUAAAGUUUCUUGAUUGCAGGUCAGAAAAAUUCGACGCCAUAGUACUAGCGACGGGUUACAAAAGCAAUGUGCCUACUUGGCUAAAGGAAGGAAGUAUGUUCUCGAAGGACGAUGGGUUUCCCCGACGGGCCUUUCCAAAUGGGUGGAAAGGCGAGCGCGGUCUAUACGCCGUCGGGUUCACUCGGCGCGGACUACUCGGCGUGUCGAUGGAUGCCAGGAGAAUAGCGGAGGAUAUCGAGAGGUGUUGGAAGGAGGAGGAAAAACACAGGAUACAAGUUCCUAACUUUCUAUUCCCAAAAUCAUCAUGAUCAUUUUGGUUGCUUUGAGUGUAAAGAAAGGAAAGAAGAGGCUAAGCAGCCGGAAUUUGACUUGGGUUUUUGGUUCAUAGCUGAUUUAAUUAUUGGAGGGUUUUUCUUUUGCCGCGGCCGGCACAAUUGCUGGUACCAAAGAUGGUGCUCCUUCGGUUGAGGAAAAGAGAACGGAAAAAGGGACUAAAGAAGCGUGAAAUGAAACCUUUCUUUUCCAACGUGACACCAGAUGCAAAUGGGGGCAAUCGACAGUGAGAUAAAGGGGUUGGUGCAAAAAAAAUUGUGGGGGGGGGGACCUAUGUGGUCUCUGCAUCUUGUAUAUUAUUACCAUCAUUACCAAUUUUUCUCUAAUUAGGUAUGACUUUUUCUUUAUUUUUUUGUUAGAGGAGGAAGAAGAAGAUGGGGACGCCC